AUGGGCGAUCGGCAGGUUCUCCGCGCGUGGACAGAGUAUCUGUUUGGAGGAGAAUCGUCCACGUCUGAGGGUUACGGAAUCAUCAUCAUUACAGCUGAGGGGGAAUCUGCAAAGCCCCGUCAGAAUGACAAGAAUGACAAGGACGAAACUACUGAGUUACAGGGACUACGCAGGUCCAACCAGGUCCAACAGGAGAAGAGGAACAGCACACGCGAGAUUGUAAAACAGGUAUCAUCAUAA
Penicillium malachiteum is the source of this 240-nucleotide messenger RNA. RefSeq lists its product as uncharacterized. NCBI's taxonomy places the organism in Eukaryota, Fungi, Ascomycota, Eurotiomycetes, Eurotiales, Aspergillaceae. Bases 1 to 240 code for a protein of 79 amino acids. The transcript has a single exon. The record is from RefSeq and is a predicted model, not a curated record.